AUGUUGUCAAGCAAAGUUACCAACGACUCUCAUGGACAAGACUCGUCCUACUUUCUUGGAUGGCAAGAAUACGAGAAGAAUCCUUUCCACGAAACUCUUAACCCUAGUGGAAUUCUUCAAAUGGGUCUUGCUGAAAACCAGCUUUCGUUUGAUCUAAUAGAGUCGUGGCUUGAAGAGAAUCCAGGAGUCUUGGGUUUGAAGAAAAACGACGAGUCGAUGUUUAGACAAUUAGCUCUAUUCCAAGAUUACCAUGGCCUGCCGGCUUUCAAGGAUGCCAUGGCGAAAUUCAUGGGAAAAAUCAGAGGGAACAGAGUGAAAUUCGAUACCAACAAGAUGGUGCUCACUGCUGGAUCAACCUCGGCCAACGAGACUCUAAUGUUCUGUCUUGCUGAUCAAGGAGAUGCUUUUCUUAUCCCUGCACCUUAUUAUCCAGGGUUUGAUAGAGAUCUCAAAUGGAGGACGGGAGUAGAGAUUGUUCCUAUCCAUUGUGUAAGCUCAAAUGGGUACAAAAUAACGAAGGAUGCAUUAGAAGACGCUUACGAACGAGCUCAGAAACUUAACCUAAACGUCAAAGGAGUUCUCAUCACAAACCCUUCAAACCCUCUUGGAACCUCAACCACCCGUGAAGAGCUUGAUCUUCUUCUCACUUUCACAUCCACCAAGAACAUCCACAUGGUGAGCGAUGAGAUCUACUCAGGGACGGUUUUUGACUCUCCUGAGUUCACUAGCGUUCUAGAAGUGGCCAAGGACAAGAACAUGGAGUUUGAUAAGAAGAUCCAUGUUGUUUACAGUCUGUCCAAGGAUCUAGGCCUCCCUGGAUUUCGUGUAGGCUUAAUCUACUCAGACAAUGAGGAAGUGGUUUCAGCUGCUACCAAGAUGUCGAGUUUUGGACUCAUUUCUUCCCAGACUCAGCAUCUGCUAGCAAACUUGUUGUCUGACGAAAGGUUCACAACCAAGUACUUGCAAGAGAACAAGAAGAGGCUGAAAGAGAGAAGAGACAGGCUUGUUGAAGGUUUGAAGAAAGCUGGGAUCGGUUGUUUGAAGAGCAACGGGGGUUUGUUCUGUUGGGUUGACUUAAGACACCUUUUGCAAUCCAACACGUUCGAGGCCGAGCACUCUUUGUGGACAAAGAUUGUCUGUGAAGUCGGUCUCAACAUCUCUCCAGGCUCAUCUUGUCACUGCGAUGAGCCUGGUUGGUUCAGAGUCUGUUUCGCUAAUAUGUCAGAUGGAACGUUGGAGGUUGCUAUGGACCGUGUUCAUGGUUUUGUGGAGGCCAUGGUGAUGAAUACUAAGCAAAAAAGAACCAUGUGGGAUUCAAGGAGAAGAUCUCUGAUCAACAAAUGGGUCUCCAAGCUUUCCUCUGUUCAUUGUGAAUCAGAACGUUGA
Messenger RNA from Microthlaspi erraticum, 1386 nucleotides. Lineage: Eukaryota; Viridiplantae; Streptophyta; Magnoliopsida; Brassicales; Brassicaceae. The record is from the annotation of a GenBank genome assembly.